Rotaria socialis is the source of this 1782-nucleotide messenger RNA. Lineage: Eukaryota; Metazoa; Rotifera; Eurotatoria; Philodinida; Philodinidae. The record is from the annotation of a GenBank genome assembly.
AUGGAAUACAUUUAUCAUUUUACAAAUAUUAUUCGAAAUACAACACAAAAUUUAUCGUAUAAAGUAUCUGGUGUACUUCAACGUAAUAAUCCAAAUACUCAAUCAGACUAUGCCGAAUUAAUUGAAGACGAUGAUGCAACACAACGUCGACAUAUCAAAACAAUUCCAGCAACAUCAUCAAAAUAUGCGUCAUAUAUUCCAUCUCGUCUGCGAUGCAUUGAUUCUAUUAAAGCAAUGCCUGUCCGAUAUCAAACAGCAUUCCUUAGUUCAUUAGGAUUUCUUAUAUCUUUUGGUAUUCGUUGUAAUAUGGGCGUUAGUGUUGUCGCUAUGACACACAAUGAAACAGAAAAACUUUCAAAUGGAACGAUUAAAAUUGUUAAACAAGCUGAAUUUGAUUGGACACCAGGGAUCAUUGGUAUUGUUGAUAGUUCUUUCUUUUGGGGUUAUCUUAUUACACAAGUACCAGGUGGAUAUUUAGCAGCAAAAUUUCCAGCUAACCAUGUAUUUGGAUUUGCACUUGGUAUAUCAUCAUUCCUCAAUUUAUUUAUUCCGUUUGCAGCUAAAAUUCAUUAUGGUAUAGUAAUGAUUCUUCGCAUACUCCAAGGACUUGUUGAAGGUGUGACUUAUCCGGCAGCACAUGGAAUUUGGCGAUGGUGGGCACCACCUUUAGAACGAAGCACAUUGGCAACAAUAUCAUUCACUGGAUCAUAUGCAGGUGCUGUUCUUGGAAUUCCACUCUCUGGAAUACUUACGGAAUAUUUUAAUUGGCAAAUUGCUUUUUAUUUUUACGGUUUGAUUGGAAUGAUUUGGUCUGUUUAUUGGUGGCAUUUCUCAUAUGAACGACCAGCUAUUCAUCCAAAAAUUAGCGAAGCUGAACGAAUUUAUAUUGAAGAAAGCAUCGGAGAAGCUAGUUCUAUUGCGAAUAAGACAUGGAUAAAACCUCCUUGGCGCUGUUUUUUUACAUCAAAACCAGUGUGGGCAAUAAUCGUGGCUAAUUUUUGUCGUUCAUGGUCAUUUUAUUUAUUAAUAAAUUCUCAAGCCGAGUACUUUCGAGAAGCACUUGAUUACAAUGUUGGAAAGAAUCCACUUUUGGCUGCUUUACCUCAUCUAACAAUGUCAUGUAUUGUGCCAUUUGCUGGUAAAUUAGCUGAUUAUUUACGUACAAAUUAUCUAUCAACAACAACUGUUCGCAAAAUAAUGAAUUGUGGUGGUUUUGGACUAGAAGCUGUUUUUCUUUUACUUGUGGCUUAUGCAAAAAAUCCUCGAUUAGCUAUUGGAGCAUUGACGAUCGCUGUGGGAUUCAGCGGCUUUGCAAUAUCAGGAUUUAAUGUAAAUCAUCUUGAUAUAGCUCCACGUUAUGCAAGUAUUCUUAUGGGAAUUUCAAAUGGAGUGGGGACAUUGGCCGGUAUGCUAUGUCCAGUUGCCGUUGAAUUUUUAACUAAACAAGGGAAACGUGAGGAAUGGGCACAUGUAUUUCUAAUUGCUUCAUUAAUACAUUUUUGUGGAGUCAUAUUUUAUGGUUUAUUUGCAUCCGGUGAAAAACAACCAUGGGCAGAACCAACACCCGCCAACAAUAUAACAUCGGAUGAGCCGUAUAAGCAUGGCGAUGAACAAAAUGUCACAUACGGAUCAACAGUCACAGAUGGUAGUGGUUAUCAAUCAACUGAUCCAUUUGCUGGUAUGGCGAAUGGAAAUUAUACAAAUUUGCCAGGUCGAAUGAAUCAGCAAACACAGUUCGUUCCAAUUACAAUUGAAAAUCCGAUGUAUCAAAAUUAUCGUUAG